Molecule: messenger RNA, 2083 nt
Organism: Procambarus clarkii (red swamp crayfish)
Lineage: Eukaryota; Metazoa; Arthropoda; Malacostraca; Decapoda; Cambaridae
Source: RefSeq, a predicted model, not a curated record
CGAGCUGGACCGUGCCCGCGGGAAGAGCACCAGUCACCUCCAUAGUUACCUGUGUAUCACCUCCUGCCAGUUCCCACUGUCAAGUAGUGAGCGGCCAUUCCUCGCCUUAACACAACCUGCCAAGUGGUAAACUCACUUUAGGUUAACUUACGUGAACUUUAAAUAAAGCCUAUUUUUGGAGUCCAAAACGUGACGUCACACGUUACUGUGUUGUAACUUUGUAAACAGUGGCUUUUUUGUUUCAUUCGUGAUAAGAACUUGAAAGGAAUUACUAGAGUGGACAAAGGGGGCAAGGCACAAAAGUGAUAAAUGAAGGCGCAAGCGAACACGACUUAGAAAUAAGAUAAGCAGGAGACAUCUAACCGUGACGACCGGAGACAAGUUGAUAGGCUGCAAGAAGAGAUUCUGAAGGUAAACUCAAACAUGAAGAAUGAGAAUUGUUGCAUUUACUGACACGGAGAUGACAAGGCGGGACUUGAGAACUAACAAUGGAUCCGUCAAGCAUAUCUAGAGACGCCCUGCCCCCCUGCCCUCCCCAGGCAGGGGGCGCCACCAUGACGGCAGGAGGUAAACAGUCAUCAUGGCAGAGUCAGCUGGGGUGCCCAGGGCAGCGCCUCUCCUCUCUACUACACUCCCCUCGCCUCGCCGACCUCACAAUAACCUUCCCUGGACACCACAAGUCCAUCAAGGCACACCGGCUGGUUUUGGCGAUGAGCUCCCCGGUGUUCGAAGCCAUGUUGUACGGCCCGCUGGCAGAGGGCUUGUACCUGAGGGUUCACGAAGACCCUCCCGAAGCCUUCGAGUGGCUGCUGGAGUACAUGUACCGCGGCCAGACUCACCUGCCGGGGGUGUCCCUCACUGUGCAGGUGUACCAGCUGGCCAGCAAGUACCAGAUUGAGACUCUCAUGGCUCUUUGCUCCGAGCACCUGCGGGAGACCCUGACGGCCACCAACCUGCCGGAGAUGUACGACACGGCGGUCCUACUCGAGGACUCUAAGCUCCUCCACCGCUGUGCUCAGGUGGUCAACCAUUCACCAACAGCUGUCCUGUCCUCCCCGCACUUCGGUCAGUUGAGUCGCGGGGCCCUCACACACCUGCUGCAGCAGCCACUACACAUCUCCACAGAGGUAGUUCUCCUGCGAGCCCUCCUGGCCUGGGGGAGGUCGCAGGGAUCACAGAGGGCGCUGCGGGAAGAGAUAAUGGACUUCCUCCCUUCUGUUCGCUUUCUGACCAUGACUACAGACGAGUUCGUCGAGCACGUCAUGCCUGCCGGAGUGAUUACCCUGGAGGAAGCCAGUGCCAUCCUGAUGAACAUCAAGGAGGUGAAGGAUGUGCCCUUGCCUGACUUUUUCUGCCAGAUACGUGAGAAGAGGCUAUGCUACCAUGAGAGCCUUCUAAGGAAGAUUACCCUCAACACCCUAUUAAAUUUCCCAAGGUCCAAGAAGAGUGCACGAGGCAGCAUCUUCGUCCACAGCUCCCACGAACAAAUUCUGAUAAUGAACAUGAGAACAGCAAGUACCAUCCAGUUAGGGAAAGUGGAGUGCAAAGCCAUCAACCCGAGCUCUGGCAGUGCCACAGUCAGCGUUAAGGACUGCGGAGGUAAUGUUUUGCAGAGUGCCACAUCUGAUGGCCUGCUGGCGACCUUUGAAGAGCCUGUAACUCUGAAGCCUGAUCUCUCACACAGCAUCACCGUGUGCAUGGAAGGUCACUGGCCAAGGGGGGAGAUGGGGGACUUCAUCGUCGAGGCAGAGGAGGUGAAACUCGAUGGGAAGUUGGCAUAUACCGAGGGACGCUUUGGUGCAGUUACUCUAUACUUCUGGUCUUUUAACUAGUAUAUACCAAGACGAAACAUCCUCAAUAUCUCACACAUUUUUAAAUGUAUACAUGCUUAUUAUUAAGUUCUGAAAUGCUGUAGUGUUAAAGCAUGUAUAUAUGCCUCUGUCCCUGGAGUGAAGGGAGGUUGUCGUCAGAGCUCUUCCCUCUGGUAACCAACCAUAGGGACCCACUUACCGUUAUUAACAUGGAUUAUCUUGCACGGUUUGUUAACCUUUGUUGCGUCUAAUGAAGACCUCAACUAAAUUUA